UCUUAUGGCAGUACAGAUAUUGUGACAGUUAGUGGUUUUAUAGAUUCAAAAGUGAUGGAUCAAAUCAAACAUUGCGAGGAGAUUUCAUCGCUUGUUAAACUGGCGGACGAAUAUGAACGGCAGUUGAAGAUGGUUGGGAUUGACCUUUCGGAUAUGCCAGAGGACUGCAUCUCGCUUGUGAAUAAAUACGCCGAAGUAAAAUCGAAAACCAAUUUGCACGAUCUCAGCGCCUCGUUCCUGGACGAGUACUACUGCAUGAAAAUGAAGGAACACAUCGAGCACAGCCACAACAAAUCGCGAUUAGGAAACGACAUAAAGUCACUGGAGGACGACAUUGAACAGGAAAUGCAAAUGAAUAAAUCCUUAGAAGAAUUCCUAGAAUCAGUAAAAACUCGAAUUGUAACCGAAGAUGAAAUGGAAAAGACGAAAUUCAUGAUCGAGAAACAGAUUGACACCUUGUUGACAAAACAUGAGAAAGUAUUCAGGCUGCUCAAGGAUUUCAGUUUGGAUCAUUUAAUAGCCAAAGUGGAUAUGCUGCAAGCGAAAAGGAAACAGUCGAAAUGAUGCGAAUACUCCUGGGCUGGGCUAGCUAUCUACGUACGUAUGCUCAAAUAUGUAAGAAAAUGGAAAUCAAGAGACUGCCUCAAAAUUUUACUUUAGUGUUUAGCGGAAGUUUUUAUAAUUUAUUUAAGCGUAAAAUAUUAGAGCGUGUUUUCGCAAAUGAAAACAUAAAAUUUGAAAAUAAAAAAAUCGAACUAAUUAUCUUGUUUGCAUUA
Hermetia illucens (black soldier fly) is the source of this 776-nucleotide messenger RNA. RefSeq lists its product as uncharacterized. Lineage: Eukaryota; Metazoa; Arthropoda; Insecta; Diptera; Stratiomyidae. The transcript is spliced from 5 exons. The coding region runs from base 55 to 564 and encodes 169 amino acids. The record is from RefSeq and is a predicted model, not a curated record.